UCCAAAUCAAUAGACCAACCACACUCUUAGAAGCUGCAUUCUUAGUGCAGGAGUACAGAUCCCCCUCACAAGUCACCUCCUUGUUCCCAGUUCUCAGAUUCCGCCAGACAUUGUUGGAUAUUGUUAUUUCUUGGAUUAGCUUAGUACCCGUGGAAUCUGUAACUAGACAAAGAAGAAGAAAGAUACAGGUCGAGUUGAAGAAGGGUUUUGGAAUUAAUUGGAAAUGUACAGCGGGUCUAGUGACGGCGAGGCAUCGGCACAGAGGAAAAUCCCGUCGGCCUCUUCCAUGCUUUGGGUUCGUAAUCUCCGCCGCUAUAUCGGAUCUGGUGCUGGCCUCGGAUCCGAGGCCCUAAUGGAACUGGAGACCAAAAGAAUUUUGCUCGAUAUUUUUAAGGAGAAGCAACAAAAGAGCGCAGAAGCUGGCACCAUUCCAAGCUUCUACAAGAAGAAACCUGAAGAAGGUUCCAUCAGUCAUAGGGUCCAGAGGCUGGCAAAAUAUCGGUUUCUCAAGAAACAAUCUGAUCUUUUGCUGAAUGCUGAUGACCUUGAUGCUAUGUGGGUUUGCCUGAGGGAAAAUUGUGUUAUCGAUGAUGCGACUGGAGCUGAAAAGAUGAAUUAUGAAGACUUCUGCCACAUUGCAUCCGUAUGUACAGAACAGAUCGGCCUUAAAUGUCGGCGCUUUUUCAGCCCGUCAAAUUUCAUGAAGUUUGAGAAGGAUGAAUCAGGAAGAAUUUCCAUCUUACCUUUCUAUCUCUAUGUGAUGCGUACGGUUUCACUUACUCAAGCCAGAAUCGAUAUGAGUGAGCUUGAUGAGGAUUCUGAUGGCUUCCUCCAACCUCAUGAAAUGGAAUCCUAUAUAAGAGGUCUCAUUCCCAAUUUGGCACAACUAAGAGACAUGCCUGCAGCUUUUGUUCAGAUGUAUUGUCGCAUAGCCGCACACAAAUUCUUUUUCUUUUGUGAUCCACAUAAACGAGGAAAGGCAUGCAUAAAGAAAGUCCUGCUUAGUAAUUGUCUUCAGGAGUUGAUGGAACUACACCAGGAAAGUGAGGAAGAAGCUACAGAUACUGAACAAGCUGAAAACUGGUUUUCGCUGACAUCUGCUCAACGCAUAUGUGAUAUGUUCCUUGCUCUUGAUAAGGAUAUGAAUGGAACUCUGAGCAAACUGGAGCUUCGAGAUUAUGCAGAUGGGACAUUGACAGAUAUUUUUAUUGAAAGAGUGUUUGAUGAGCAUGUCCGACGGGGCAAAAGUGGAGGUGGUAAUGCUCGGGAAAUGGAUUUUGAGAGUUUUCUUGACUUUGUUCUAGCUCUAGAGAACAAAGACACUCCAGAAGGAUUAACAUAUUUGUUUCGUUGUCUUGAUCUUCAUGGAAGGGGGUUCCUCACAACUGCAGAUAUCCAUACAUUGUUCAGGGACGUCCACCAGAAAUGGAUUGAGGGGGGGAACUAUGAGCUGUGUAUUGAGGACGUAAGGGAUGAAAUCUGGGAUAUGGUGAAACCAGCCGACCCGUUGACAAUAACACUGGCUGAUCUGCUUGCAUGCAAACAGGGUGGGACUGUUGCAAGUAUGCUUAUAGAUGUACGGGGUUUCUGGGCACAUGACAACAGAGAAAACCUUCUCCAGGAAGAGGAAGAGCCAGAAGAGGAACAGUAGGUUUAAACUUGUUAGGAACGACAUUUUGUAACUGCACAUAAAUUGGAAACAAACCAUCUUAAUUAGAUCGACUUUUAUCAAAGUGUGUUGUGAUUGUGGAUUUUGUUACUAUCGUAAACAAGUGCGGCAUAAUAUGUAUAGUAUCUGUACCUUAAUACAUGAAGGGCCCGUUUACUUGGGUUUAGUAGCAAUGAUAUCUCACGCUAUCCUUCUUUAA
Sesamum indicum (sesame) is the source of this 1868-nucleotide messenger RNA. It is a transcript of the gene FASS, whose product is annotated as tonneau 2 (TON2). Gene Ontology annotation, biological process: cortical cytoskeleton organization; microtubule cytoskeleton organization; regulation of dephosphorylation. Lineage: Eukaryota; Viridiplantae; Streptophyta; Magnoliopsida; Lamiales; Pedaliaceae. The record is from RefSeq and is a predicted model, not a curated record. Gene Ontology annotation, cellular component: spindle. Gene Ontology annotation, molecular function: calcium ion binding.